Molecule: messenger RNA, 2418 nt
Organism: Trematosphaeria pertusa
Lineage: Eukaryota; Fungi; Ascomycota; Dothideomycetes; Pleosporales; Trematosphaeriaceae
Exons: 5
Coding region: 141-1922 (593 amino acids)
Source: RefSeq, a predicted model, not a curated record
CCCUCAGCCACAGGCGCACUCCGAGGCUCCUGCAUUGUUGUGCCCCUCGAGAUGCCAUUGAUAUACGGAGCACGCUUCGUUCCUUUUCGUCUCAUCGACCCUCCGCCGAAUUGGACAUGCCACAAGGCUCCCGUACCACGAUGCCUUUACCUGUUGAGUUCCAGAACGAAAUCAUCGACUCCAACAACUAUCCGAAGAACUUGAGAUUCUCUCUGGUCAUUGCUUACGGUUCGACGCUCAAAGCAUAUAAGCAGAGACUUGACGACGCAGAAAGUCGUCUCUGUCUCGUCACCGAUAAGCAGAUCAGGAACGACUUUGAGGUUCCCAUCAGAGACCUGCACACAGAUUCUGGGGAAGCUCUAGCGAAGAAGAAUCUCCAUUCUCCAGAAAAACUCACCCAAUGGCUCGGCACAUCUGUUGCAGUCAAUUCAACCGAUCCGAGCAAGAGAGAACUGGUCGCAACCAAGAAGGAUCCGAAAUGCCGUUUUAUUUAUCUCUUUGCUGAGCAUUCACGUGAUCGCUUGAAAAUCUCCCGGCGUAGCUUGACGGAAAUACUGACCUUCCAUCAAGUCCUGCCAGCGUACCUGGACUUUUUACUGGUCUUUGGCGCGCAAAGCGAUCCAAAAGAUCUCAGAUUCAGCGGAUUCCGCGAGCAGACGGCGAUAAAGAAGACUCCUCGGACUUGUAAUAUACCGGAACUAGGACGAUCCGGCCGCCAUUUCAAGCUGUGCUAUAACCUCAAAGGUGUUACUCUUAAGAAAGAAAACACUGAGAACAUCAAGUUGAGCGAAUGGUCCAUUCGUCAGGCAGCAGUGUAUCACCAAUUCGACGUUGUUUUCGGCACCACUCUAUGGAUAGUCGCCAAGGGAAGAGAUGACAUACUGGAACGGUAUAAGGAGCUGACUAGCUCUCAAGGAAGGCCUGAGGACAGGACUUUUGACAGCCCGGAGGAUUGCUUUCGCUCCAGCCUAGCCGCUCAUCUGCUUUACUGCCAUUGGGCAACAGAAGACUGGCGAUGGUAUGUUCGCUGGUUAGAAGAAAUAGUCGACGCGGAGAGUGCGAUGGCGGUAUACGGACCUAGAGGACCUGGAUAUGCCCACAAGGAGUAUCGGCCAUACCAUAUCCAGGACCUUCAAUAUUGGCAGGACAAGAUCAAGGAGGCAAUCAUGAUUCUUGAAGCUAACACGGAAGUUAUUGGUGCAUUACGUAGGUUCUAUACGAACCUCAAAGUCCAGCGCGACUUCCCGCCCGCCAUAUUAGACGGCUGUAGUGAAGACUGCGCUGCUUUCUCUGCGUACCUCAUCGAGGUCAUGGACGACUUCAGAAUGCAAACAUCCCGCGCGAAACUCCUCGCUAGCAUCAUCAGCGAUCGCAAGGAACUCAUUCUGCAGCAUCUUCAGGGGCAAGCAGCAGACAGAACGGAACAGCUGAAUCUCAAUCUUGAGAAAGAGGCUAUAGUGAUGCGCAUUAUCACCCUCGUUACUCUGCUUUAUCUGCCUGCAACUUUUGUAUCUACGUUCUUCGGUACCGACGUCAUUAAAUACCAAGACCAGGACGGCGGACCGCCUGGUAUUGGGAAGUAUUCGCCGGUGGCGAUGAAGAGAUGGCUUCAAGUGACUAUCCCGCUCACUGCUGUGACUCUGUUCCUUGCGUGGUCGAUAUGGAAGUAUGCCGAGAGAGCGAGGCAACGUCAAAAGAACCCGGCACAUACACGAGGUGAAUACGCCCGGAACGAGAAUAUCAUAUCAGGCCAAGAGAAGUCAAAGCAGAUGCAGUCGGCUGCCACUGUAACGAAGCCACGGGAUUGGUGGCUGUUCGUGCAUCAUUUUCGACCACGAAAGACAGGUCAGCCGGGAACGGGGCUUCCUUGGAAAAAAGGUCGGGGUCUACCUUUUUUCAACACACCUGAAGGACCAACAUAGGCGGCUCGGUUCAAGCAGCAAUGUACAGAACGCUCAUUCAUUUCUCAAUGUUACUCUCACAACGUUCUGGACUGCCGCUCUCGCUUGACGUUUUGGGGCUCAUAGGUUGGGGCCGAACACAUGUUGAACCCAUUUUCAAUUGAGGAGCUGAAAGUUCUGUGGCCGCCUGUACUUCUGCCGCUUAAGCGGUGUCGACUCAACAAUUGCACCCGGGUCAUGCGUGUGAAGGAACUCCCAGCUUGAGGUGACAUGGGAAUUCCCAGCCUAGCACUGCUGCCUGCGCCAAUAUUUCGUUUUUGUCUCUGCCGGCAGGGAUCGUUACAGUAGGGCCAAUCAGACUGCUUCGUUGAGGAGUUCAGCUUCUGCAACUACCCGGAUGAGGGACAUUGAGUGGGACACAUGUAUUCGCAACUUCCUGCUCAACAUAGUACCGGUCAGGCGGGUGGGGGCUUACAUGCGGCCCCGAAGUUUCUCGACACUAUCCACACAGUGCGAA